This is a messenger RNA of Symbiodinium natans, 516 nucleotides long. NCBI's taxonomy places the organism in Eukaryota, Dinophyceae, Suessiales, Symbiodiniaceae. The record is from the annotation of a GenBank genome assembly.
AUGGUGCUGGACUUCCAGUGGCUGCGAAGCAUCUUGGCAAGCGCCACAUGGGCUCAAGUGAGUGCCUUGGUCUCAGCCGGUGUGGUUGGCCAGCUGCUGUGGAGUCACUAUGGCAUUCUCCUGAACCGGAGGCUUCCUCCGCAUGACUUGGGCGCCCCGCUGCGGGGCCACACCCUGGAGAUCUUCAAGCAGUCCUUCGACGCGUGGGCGGCGCGGAUGAUGGCAGGAAGGAAGGUGCUGCUGUCGCACUACUUCUCCUCUCAUGUCAUCCUUGUCCGGCAUGAGGUCUACAUGGAGCACAUCAACCGUGCCGAGAGGAACGGGAAGCUCUGUCCACUCCUGCCGCCCAGCGUCCAGCGCCUGAACGGGGAGCACAGCGUGAUCAACCUGCCGGGAGGGAAAGGCCAUCAGAAGCACCAUCGCCUCCGCCAGAAGAUUCUUUCAAGCUUGGGGCCGAAGUACGUCCUGAGCCUGAUUCUAGGAUGCCCAGUGGUGCCCUUAUUCCCUUUUUGGUAG